Molecule: messenger RNA, 9343 nt
Organism: Phyllostomus discolor (pale spear-nosed bat)
Lineage: Eukaryota; Metazoa; Chordata; Mammalia; Chiroptera; Phyllostomidae
Gene: TRMT9B
Product: tRNA methyltransferase 9B (putative)
Exons: 5
Coding region: 1067-2428 (453 amino acids)
Biological process (GO): tRNA wobble uridine modification
Cellular component (GO): cytoplasm; nucleus
Molecular function (GO): tRNA binding; S-adenosylmethionine-dependent methyltransferase activity
Source: RefSeq, a predicted model, not a curated record
CCCGGGGCUGCGGCGGUCGCCUAGCUGCUGUCGCAGCUGCCCCCCGGAGGCCCCCCAGCCCUAGGAGCCUCGCUUCCCGCGCUGGGCGCGCCCGGAGGGGGCGGGGCCAGCCAGGAUCUGGCGGCAGGAGGAGGAGCUUACGGAGGGGCCACGACCCUGCCCUCUCCCUGGUCUCCUCCACCCCCCCUCCACCCGCCCCAGCUCAACCUGCUGAUCCGCGGCCCCAGAGGCCUCCCUCCAGGACCCUGGCACUAACUUCUCUCUGGAACCCCCCCACACGCGCUUGGGCUCAAGCGCGCCCCCAUUCGGGCACCAGCGCCCCUGGCGUCUAGCUACCUCGCGCGCCUUCCGUGAUUUUUUUCCUAUUGCUUUCGUUCUCACACUCUCAAAUAGGUCAAGGGGUGGAAGUUACACCUGGUAUAGCCUCAGACUCUGAUGGAAAAGCAGCUUUUUCCCUCCCGGCUCCGAGAAAGCAUUGCAACUAUUCAGUUGGGUGGAGCUUCCCGCCCCCACACAGUGCAGAAAGCUCAGCGACCGUGGUUCUAACAAUGGUCUGCAGAGGGGAGCGGCGGGAAGCGUCUAGUCCAGCCUAGUUCAGCCAGCUCUGCGCCUGCCCUCCCUCCGGGGACACGGAGGAGGGGGCGCAACAGGUCGCGGCGCCCGCGCCCGCAAUUGAAGUCUGACCGCCAGGGUGAGUUCCUGUGCUUUUGUCAUUCCAGUCGCCGAGGGUGACCUGUUUACCUUGAACACUUGGGCAGGACCAAAACAGGCGAGCCUGCCAUGCAGGAAGGACUGCGGAAUGUGCUUCAGAUGUACACCGCAGAAAUCAGAGCUCCGAGCUGCAGGGAACAUGCUUAGUGUCUUAAAGGCCUGCAUUUGCUGCAAAGAUUCCUGCAGAGUGGCUCAUCAUGUGAAGGACCUCGCUAUUUGAUUUUAGGCUUCGACUUUUCAUGUGCAUUACACGUUGAGAAGGUCAGGAGUGCCAGCUGUCACUCACUGAAAGUGGAAACUGCCAUCAAUCACGAAGACAAGAAGUGAUUUUCCUGUAAUCACAAGAUGACUCAGGAUGGACCCUGAAGCCGCCCGGCUGGAGAAGCAGCACGUGCACGACGUGUACGAGAGCACCGCCCCCUACUUCAGCGACCUGCAGAGCAAAGCCUGGCCCCGCGUGCGCCAGUUCCUGCAGGAGCAGAAGCCCGGCAGCCUCAUCGCUGACAUAGGUUGUGGGACUGGAAAGUAUCUUAAAGUGAACAGCCAGGUGCAUGUCCUGGGCUGUGACUACUGUGGGCCGUUGGUAGAGAUUGCCCGGAGGCGAGGGUGUGAAGUCAUGGUGUGUGACAACCUUAAUCUCCCCUUUAGGGACCGGGGCUUCGAUGCCAUCAUCUCCAUAGGAGUUAUACAUCAUUUUUCUACAAAGCAAAGAAGAAUCAGAGCAAUAAAAGAAAUGGCCCGAGUCCUAGUGCCUGGAGGCCAGCUGAUGAUUUAUGUCUGGGCCAUGGAGCAAAAGAACCGGCACUUCGAGAAGCAAGACGUGCUGGUUCCGUGGAACAGGGCCCUGUGCUCCCGGCUCCUCUCCGACCCCAGCCAGCCUGGGAGGGAGAAGCAGUGCGGACGCCCAGAGAGGAGCCACCCCUGCCUCCCUCCUUGCACCGAGUGUAGCUGUUCCGUUCGAUUUAAGGAGCGAUGUGGCUCGAAGCGGUCCCGCAGCGUGGACUACGAACCUGCUGAGGCUGGAACCUGCUGUGCAAUUAUUUCUAAGGGAGGUGGGGGAGAAAAUGGAUUCUAUAAUGCGUUAGGAAAAUCUUUUCGCUCCUGGUUUUGCUCCAGAUCUUUGGACGAGUCAACACUGAGGAAGCAAAUUGAAAGCGCGAGACCCUUGAAAAGCACAGAAGCUCGGGCUGCUGGUGCCGUAUCAGUCCAGCCUUCCAGCCAGUCUAAUCUAGACCUGGGUCGCCAAGAGCCCUUAGCAGCAAGAGAGCAGAACUUAGAUGAGGACGUGUUUCUGGAAACUUCUCAAAAACAUUCGGAGUGGCUGAGAGCACCAGGCACAAGGAGACACCUAAAUGGAGACCAUCAAGGGGAAACUGGGAGAAAUGGCCGUGGGAGUUUUCUGGGUAGCAGCGACACUAAGGAGAAGCGUGUGGCCGCAGGUGACUUAGAAGAAGGAGACCCUUCUGCUGGUAAAAUAUUGAGAAGGAUUUCUGCAGCCGGGUCCACAGACUCCAUCCCGGAUGACGCAAUUUCUGUUGAAGGACGGCAGCCAGACGUUCGGGAUUCCAGAGCCUUUAUGCGCUACUACCACGUGUUUCGAGAAGGCGAGCUCUGCGGCCUGCUGGCGGAGAGCGUGUCCGAGCUCCAGGUCCUGAGCUCCGGGAACGAUCACGGGAACUGGUGCGUCAUCGCGGAGAAGAAGGAGAGCCGCGACUGACGGCUCGUUUCGGACUCGGCGCAUGAACCACGUGCUUUUCGCCGGGUCUGGGAUGGUUACCUGCAUUGGCUUCCAGUUUCUUUAUUUCCUCUUUUUUUUUUUUUUUUACCCAUUUAUGCUUUUUUCUGUAGAGACCAUGAAUUGGUCAUCUUUUUAAACUUCGGGUAAACACAGAAGCAGGCAUCUGGAGCUUUUCCCGAAGGGUGUUUGUGGUGACAGGUUGCUAGGAGAGCUCUGAAGAAGAAACGCACAACGAACCUCAGCACGGUUUGGUUUUUUUUCACGCUGAAAGAUGAAAUUAUUACGAGAUGACAUGUAUAUUGUUUUUUUUUAGUAUGAUAAACUAAUUUUAAAAGAGUCUGUUUUUAACUGUACCUUCUGAAAACAACAUUUUGUAAAGUUAGGGGGGUAAUUUCUGCUUUUCGGAUUAUAAUUUAGAUCGAUUUGCCAGCAAACAGGUAAACCUCCUUUCACUCAACAGGUGGAAAGUGAACCUUGUAAUCAGUUGUUUUGUGGCCAAGGCCUUGCCUCAAAGUCUGCAGAAAGGUGAGGAACCAUAGAGAGAGACAAGAGGUGUUACGGGACUUUUUGAAAGGAUAAACUUGCCUCAAGAUAAGUAAAUAAUGAGGUUAACAAUCUCAGAGUUUUUAAGGCCUUUUUAAGCAUGUAGAGAGUGGUCUCUAUGGGUGUUUGAAGUUGGUAUUCUCCUGACCUUAUUAGAGGCAAGAACGUCCAGUUCUGAUAAGACCAAGAUUGACGAAUGAGGAGCUCUCAUUGAGAAUGACGGUUUUCUCACAGCCUGAAGGGAGGUGCAGGACAUGGGAGUCUGGCUGAAGCCCUGUUUGGACUCAAUGUAAAUAGACUGUUAAGGGGUAAGACAGUCGGCCUUGGUGGGAAAGUCAGUUGUUGCACUUUGAAAAUUAGCAUCCAAUCAUUUACCCUUUGGAAAGUAACCACAUUUUGUUAGUUUUAUUAGAGAUGUAGGCAGAAUCAUGUCCUAUUAGUUGCAGGUUGAAUUCCUGCCACUUUAUGGACAAAUAGAUUGGCAUCGUGUGGCCACUGCCUCUGUUUAGACUGAACCAGGGGGCUGUUUAAAUCCGUGUCACUGGUCCUGAAACACAGACAUAAUGAGGGCGGGACCAGAGAGCUGAGAGAAGCGGAAUAAACUGACCCAGGAAUACAGCCUCAGAUAAUCCUUGAGGAGGAGAGAGCCCACCCUGGACAGAAGCCUUCCACUUUACGGACCGUCAUAAUCCUGGGUGAAAAUCCAAUUCUUGUCCUAUUUUCCACUGAAGUGAACUGAAAUAGUAAAAGAUUUCCUUUGGUUUUGGUUUCUUCUUUCCUUCACUGAUUGUGCUCUAACUUAAAAAAUAAUGGUACUUUCAAAGAAACCUAAAGAAUUGGUUUUCAUGCUUAGCUGAAAAUUAACAGUAUUUACAACUCUCUUUUGGCUCUAAAAUAAGCCUGCCUCACCCCCUGCUUGGCUCCUGAGGUUGUCUGGUGGAAACGAGACGUGACUUGUGUUGUUCGGCGCAUAGUUUGCAUCAGAGGGACGAUGGAAACAGGCGUAGAAGUGGGGUGUCAAUUAAAAAUUAAUUUAGCGUCUUCCAUUUCUUAAAUUAGGACAGUCAACCACGAGUAUAAGUGGUUUUAUUGGCGGAAAGAAAAGAUGCUCAGAGAAGCCCUUACAAUGAAGGUUUGAUGGCCUGUUGGUUACGAGUGGAUGUUUUCCCGCUCGGAAGCCUCUCGUCAGAUGCGUCUUGAAUCCCAGCCCUGCUGCUAGAAGUCUGCUGGAGGCCUUUCUGGUGGCAGCUUACCACUCACACAGCUCUCAGUUUCCUAGGCCGCUCCAGAACGGCUUUCAGCUGGUAGCCUGGAUGAGCAGCCUCUGCACACACACACACCCCGCUUUGUAUGAAAUACUCUCUGGCAUGGUUCUUGGCAGAGACGUUGUCACGUAAUCUGGACAGGGCUGUAACUUAAAAAAACUCUCACUUUGCAUAAUAGCUCUCACAUUUUUUUCUCUUUUAAGUUUAUUUUAUUGAUUGUGCUAUUACAGCUGUCCCAAUUUUUUUCUCCUGUUUAUCCCCCCUCCACCUGCAUCCCCCUCCACGUGCAUCCCCCCACCCUCCAGCAUCCCCCACGCCCCUUAGUUCAUGUCCAUGGGUCCUACAUAUAAGUUCUUUGGCUUCUCUGUGUCCUAUACUAUUCUUAACCUGCCCCUGUCUAUUUUAUGCCUGCCAGCUAUGUUACUUAUUCCCUGUAACCUUUCUCCCCAUUCUCCCCCCCCCACCCCACUGAUAACCCUCCAUGUGAUCUCCAUUUCUCUAAUUCUGUUCCUGUUCUAGUUUUUUUUCCCAAAGAUCUUAUUUAUUUAUUUAUUUAUUAGAGAGGGAAGGGAGUGAGGGGAGAGAGAGACAUCAAUGUGCUAUUGCUGGGGGCCAUGGCCUGCAACCCAGCCAUGUGCCCUGACUGGGAAUCGAACCUGUGAUGCUUUGGUUCGCAGCCCGUGCUCAAUCCACUGAGCCACGCCAGCCAGGCCCUGUUCUAGUUGUUUGCUGAGUUUUGGUAUUUUAGGUCCAGUUGUUGAUAAUUAUGUGUUUGUUGUCUCUUUUCAUCUGCUAAGUACAAGAAUUCUAUGCAUCCAGACCUUAUUUUGUAUGCAAAUAUUUAAUGCUAUGGUGGAUAACGUCUUUUUGCUAUAUUGAUGUGAAAAGCACUCUUAAAUCUAACUUCUGCCUUUGGAUAUAUAUCCAAAAUAUCAUAGAUCUUCAAUAUAUAUGCCUAGCCAUUGAAAAACCUAUAUGAAUAUCUCAAUCACUUGAAAAUCUUGCUCACUUUUAAAGCUGUCCUCAGAAGGAAAAACAAGUCAUAAGUGAGUUUAAACAUACACAGGCUAUUUGUGAGUGUUCAGUCUGCCUUAACCUGAUUAUGGAUUUUGCAGCUCUAUCUGAAGUAACUAGAAAACUUGGGGCUCCAUUAUUAGUGCUGGCCCAAACAGUGUCUUUCCCGUCCCUUCUCUUGUGCUUGCUGUCCCGUAAGAGUCCCACAAUGUGAAGUAGAGGGGAGUGUGUGGGGGAUUAUCGGAAUGUUUUUGAAAACCUUUGCUGGCUUGUUGAUGUCUCACUGGCUUAUCUGAGGAAUUCCAUAUAAACAGUCAGAUGACUUGGGAAAAGUACGUUAACGUGGACGAAGGAUGCAAUCAAAGUAAUGUCAUGGUGGGAACCACACAAGAGGCCUAUUUAAAUUAUUUUAAAAUUGUCACGAUAGUGAUGAAAUGACACCAGCCUGUUGUAGCAACUAGCGAACCAUCUAGCAGACGUCUUGGGCAUCAUGUGGGUCUCCCUUUCUCAUCACUCAUCCGGAAGCAGGAGGGUGUGUGAUUCGUGUCUCCAGUUUGCCUUCCUGUGUCCUUCCAAAUUCUGAAUGUCAAGAAUUCCUCUGCAUAUUACCCAAGUGUCAAUGAAAUGGGCAAAAACCAGAGGUAAUCCAGAGAGAAAACAAUCCAACUCUAAAUUAGCUGGAAAUAUCGACAUACUAGCACAUUAAUGGCCACAAACAGCAUCAGCAUUGGGGGGUAGGGGGCGUAAAUAAAUAAAUGGGUUUGAAGCAGGACAGAGGGGCUAACUCAGUAGCUGAUGAACUUUUCGGGGAAGCUUACAAGUGAAGUAUGAGGCCCCAGCUGGUGUGGCUCAGUGGACUGAGCACUGGCCUGUGAACGAAAAGGUUGUAAGUUUGAUUCCCGGUCAGGGCACUUGCCUGGGUUUUGGGCCAAGUCCCCAGCUGGGGGUGAGUGGGAGAGGCAAUAGGUCCAUGUUUCUCCCCAUCUCUUUCCCCUUCCUUUCCCCUCUCACUAAAAAAGAAAUGAAACCAUUAAAAGGGAAAAAAAAAGUGUGCUUGAGCUGUGAGUGCCCACUCUUUAGGAGGCAGGGGGAUGGGACAGAAUCUUUGGCCAAGCAGCAGCAGUCUGGAAAGCGCUAAUUAGGGCAGCCUGGAGCUUUUCUCUCCUACUGUGGAGAAAAUUUGAACUGUAUCAAUAACAGUGGGUAACUUUUCUUAAAUAUCUAACAGUGGUUUUACCUGUAGACCUCACUGAAGCCCUCCGAGGUGAGCAUAUUUAUGUCCCCAUUUUGCAGAUAAGAAAGACCGAGGCAGAAAGAAUUUAAAUCUCCCAACGUCACAAUCACGUCCAGAGCCUGUAUCACACGUGUAGGAAGGGGCAGGGCUGAGACUCGAGCCCAAGCAGUCUGACACCCAGGCGCGCUCUCAGCCACAACCCCAGGUACCCCAGCCACAGGACCAAACAAAUGAUAACAGCCUUCCGAGGUGUGGUUAUCCCCUUUACAGAUGAGCUUUAGCGAGAUUAAGCAAUGAUUACGCAGCUAGACAAUAAUAGCCAUCCCUGACAUAUUUUCCCCCAUCUUUUAUAUUUAUUUUUUAAAUUUGCAAGUCUGUUUCAGUUUGACUUCAAUGAAAAAAAAAUAGUCUUGGUUGCAAAAUGUUGUGUGAUCACUUUUCUCCAAAUCUUCAAUCCUUUAAAAACCGUAUUACCUUGAGGGCUGUUCAGGCAUUUCACUCCUUCUACUUGUUUACGGAACCUGUGAGUUCCCGGUGACGUAGGAUGUCAGGCAGCGAGUAUCAGCUGUGUUGUGUGUACACAGAAGGUUAGAAUUAACUCCAAGGGCCCAGCUGGCACAGUCUUCAUGCUUGUUACAUACAUACCACCAAGUUACAUUGUCUAGUUUGAGAAAAGCAACAGACAAAACACCCUUUUAGGAAGUCACAAUGCACGUUAGCAUAUUUAAGGCCUUGGACUUAAAUAAAGUAAACUUGGACUGAAUUUACCAAGUUUGCCCGAGACACAUUAACAUCCUCUAGCACCAGCAUUCUGCGGAACACACUUCAGCAAAUGACGCGUCUGAUAGAGCAGAACUCACACUCCUUAGGAGGCCAUUCGUAAACUGACUCUGUUAUUUUCUGCCUCAUCUCCUGCAAUGGCACUGCAGUUUUUUCUGUCCUGCAAUCUGCCGUCUUAAACAGUGCACUCAUUAGGAAUUACACCGUGACGGGUAGUUGUCACAUUCCCUAGAUAUAAACUUGGGUUUCAGAUGUCAUCAUUGCAGUCGUUCUCCAAAGAAAAAGGGCAGAAAACAGGCUUCAUUCGUCAAGUCCAAGGUCUCGUGAGAUUAAGUGCUAUCAUACACCCAUCCAACAGAUGGAAAAACCACAGGAAUGGAAGCGGGUUAUAGAAGCAUCGGCAGCCCCCAAACCAGAAUGCUCAACUCCUCCCAUCCCAAUCUUAAUUCCACAUUUCAGUUGGUAAUGGUUUGGUAUUCGAGAGUCUGUAUUUGCCACCUCAAUUACCUACAGAACUGGGGUGAGAGUAUUUUAAAAAGAACUCUUCACCAACCAAGAGUUAAAAUUAUAAUGCAAACAGAAAGCGUUAGGCAUGGCACGGAGAACACAGACACAGAAACCUGAGAAAGCUAAGCACAGAGAAAAUACCGAAUCGUCCUAUUUGGGCUUCCCCGCUGGUCCCACAGUAUGUGACGACCAUUGGUAGGGAUGGGCGUCGUCUCAGUUCUAACACACAUUCUGGCCCCCGUAGCUCUGCGUCUUCCCCACUGAAUGCACGAGCAACCACUUUGUCCGGGUGGGAUCUGAACUGUCAUAGAAUCUGUGUGACCAAUUCCACGGACCCCUCACUCGACAAUUACAUACACACUUUGUGUUUGCUUCAACUAAAGCUGAGAAAAGUAAAGUUUCCUCCAACCCAAUUAAUUAUUAAGGGAUCCCCAUGAAACAAUUUAUUUUCUCUACACGGAACAUUUAUUUUUCUUUGGCUGUUACCACCAGAGAGGAAAGACAGUGGGUCCCAGCAGCUCACCCAUAGCCAGUGUUGAAGGUUGAAUUCCUUGAAGAAGUUAUGUUAAUAUUUACGGCCGCCUGGCAGGGAAUUUUGUUGAAUGAUAGGCAUUUCUCUAGUGAGCUAAUCACACUGCUUCCAUUUCUUUUUUAUUCACGUAUUUAGCACAUUAGUAAAAGACUGCUUUUCUACUCUAUUUAUACAAACCCUGGCACUUCUUAAAUCUCACUGAUACAGACCCCAGUGGAAUUUCUGAGACACUUUGAAUAUAUACAUGAAAACUGUCCCAUUUUCUUCAGAUGUUCUCUUAAAUAUGUAUGAUGUAAAUUAUAUAUAUUCUUAGACAUCUGGUGUUGGCUGUUGUUAUUGACCAAGAGAAAGAAGGCCUCUUACCCUCUUGUCAAAACAUUAAAUCAGCGAUUACCAUAAAACUGUAUUUCAUUGAAUUGAUUUUUUGUUGUUGUUUUACAGAAAUUCAAAGAUGAUUGUUAAGUGUUGUGGUGGCUUUUCUGGUGUUGACAUGUAUUUUUUUUAUCGAAAGUACAAAAACUCUUCAUGUUUUCCUACAGUGUACAGUUACUUUAGCUUUUCCCAGGAGAAGCUAGCAAUAGUUUCAAAAGCACAAAUUGAUGUAAAAUAUCUCUACUGUGGUGACAUUCAAACAUAUUUUAUUUGCAUCAACCGAUGAUGUUAGGAUUUUUUGUAAUAAUAAUUAUUUCAGUGGUGUAAUUUGUGUGCUUGUGCAAUGUAUUACAUAGCUUAUUGAAGUUGUACGUACUGCACUUUUCAGAAACGUUACUUGGUGAGCAGAGUGUUGCCCUUGGUCUCCACUCUGAGUGACACCGGACAGGUGCCGCCCUCUACCGGUUCAGCCUGUCCCCUCUGCUUAUCUAUCCACAGAACCGGGCACAUCCAUAUCGGAAUUGUUACCUUUGUCUAAAGGGAACCAAACUAGCCAUUUAAUAAUAGACUGUCUUUAAUGGGUUGAUAAAGGAAUAUUAUUGACAAAAACAUCUUUUAAGAUGAAUAAAGAUGUAGCAGACAAUCUG